CCGCCAUUUGCUAUUUUAGCGCGAGUUACUCAAUAAUGCUGACGAGCUUGGUGUGAAAGGAAGCGAAGUACAAGUAUCCAAGUAGUUUUGGCAACAAAGAGACAGUGCUUUCUGUACACAAUUAUUUAUUCUUUGUGAUAACAUUUAAGUUAUUCGUUGACAAUUUGUUUUUUUCUUUAUUUUUAACUAUUUCCAAAAUGUUUGAAGCAAGAUUAGUACAAGGUUCUUUGUUAAAGAAGGUUUUAGAAGCCGUGAAAGACUUGCUUAGUGAAGCAAUUUUUGACUGUAGUAGUACGGGAAUAGCAUUACAAGCUAUGGACAGUUCUCAUGUCAGUUUAGUAUCUUUGAAUAUCAGAAGUGAUGGAUUUGAAACUUACAGAUGCGACAGAAAUUUAUCAAUGGGAAUGAAUCUGGCAACCAUGUCAAAAAUACUUAAAUGUGCAGGCAAUGAUGAUGUGAUUACUAUGAAGGCCAGUGACAAUGCAGAUACUGUCACAUUUAUGUUCGAAUCUCAAAAUAAUGAAAAGGUUUCGGAUUAUGAAAUGAAACUGUUGGACAUUGAUGCUGAACAGUUGGGAAUUCCAGACACAGAAUACAGCAGUGUUGUUAAACUGCCAUCAGGAGAAUUCCAGAGAAUAUGUAGAGAUUUGAGUCAGUUUGGAGACUCUGUUGUGAUAUGCUGUACUAAAGAAGGUGUUAAAUUUUCAACAAGUGGAGACACUGGAUCAGGGAACAUAAAAUUGGCACAGAACUCAAGCUCGGACAAAGAAGAGGAAGCAGUCAUCAUUGAAAUGAAUCAAGCAGUCUCUCUAACCUUUGCAUUGCGUUAUUUGAAUUAUUUUGCCAAGGCAACCCCAUUAUCACCACAAGUCUGUCUGUCAAUGUCCCAGGAUGUCCCAUUAGUUGUCGAGUACAAGAUCGCAGACAUGGGCUUUCUCAAAUAUUACCUGGCACCAAAAAUUGAAGAACAGGAUGAAAAUUAGAAAACAAUUACACAAACAUAUGAAUGAAAUUUUGCAUAAAUUAUUAUAUAAAUGUACAGGUCAAA
Mytilus trossulus (common blue mussel) is the source of this 1048-nucleotide messenger RNA. Its product is annotated as proliferating cell nuclear antigen-like. The transcript has 6 exons. The coding region runs from base 198 to 983 and encodes 261 amino acids. Gene Ontology annotation, molecular function: DNA polymerase processivity factor activity; DNA binding. NCBI's taxonomy places the organism in Eukaryota, Metazoa, Mollusca, Bivalvia, Mytilida, Mytilidae. The record is from RefSeq and is a predicted model, not a curated record. Gene Ontology annotation, biological process: leading strand elongation; regulation of DNA replication; translesion synthesis. Gene Ontology annotation, cellular component: PCNA complex.